ACUGUCUCGGUCGUACACGUGCGCACUGGUCAGUUGAUAAUGAUCUAGGCACGCGAAAAAGGAGCCAGCCAGCUCGAUCCGCAUCGUCCGUGAUUCGCACUGAGGAUUCCGUGCCGCGUGUUGUCAGAGUCCGUAAGCCGAGUGAUACAAAAAUGUGAAUUUUGAUCGUUCGCGUGUCGUACGGGAAUAACGCGAAUUUUAAAUCGAUAUCCCCGUUGCCAUACGUCAACCAGGAGGUAGGCGGCGAGAAGCAGCGAUGAAUGCCGAUAAGGAGACGAUGGACGUCAGUGAACAGCGACAGCGGCACCGGGUGCUCUGCGAGAGCGACGAGAUCGAGAACUCGGAUGAGAGCAGUGAAAGCAGACCAUCCGGCGAGCGAUGGGCUCCGGUCGGCGCCAACGACGGUGAUAAUGAAUUCGCGGACGAGUACAAAUAUGUCAACGCCAACGUGGACAAUCUUGCGUACGACAUGGAGAGAGUCAAAGUUCUGGAAGAGGAACAGGAGAUGUUGAAUUCGUCUCUGAUAGCAUUGACCACCCAUUUUGCUCAGGUUCAAUUUCGUUUGCGACAAAUUGUAGAUGCGCCGGCUACUGAGAAAGAGACACUGCUCAAGGAAUUAGAGGAAUUUGCAUUCAGAGGAAUACCCGAUGUACCGAACAGUUUACUACUGGAGAGCAGAUCCGUCACGCCGAUCUCGCCUGUAUCCUGUGAUCGAAGCAUGACUGGCGUAAUUACGGAUGCGGAAAUUGAAUCAAAAAUGGCAAUGCAAAGGACAAAGCAGAGAGAACUAAUUAGUCAAUUAAAAUCACAGUUAGAGGAUUUAGAAAAGUACGCGUACGAAACCGGCGACGCUGAUCUGCCGCAGAGUGUCAUUCUGGAGAGGCAAAAUAUUAUAAUUAGCCAUUUAAAGGAAAAGUUGAACUUCAAUGUUGACGAUUUGUGCAAAUUGCCAGCGGACGAUCUCAGAUGGCAAGUCGAUUACGCGAUAAGUCAAAUUGUCAGUCCGUUGAAGAUGAAGGAACAGCUGGUUUGUCAACUGAAGACGCAGAUCGCCGACCUCGAACGUUUCAUAAAUUAUCUUCAGGGAGAAGUGAGCACAGAGACGCUGGCGUGUACCUGUGCGUGUCCGGUGCACGCAAACGGCGCCGGCGCUUCGUCGUCGGCCAGCUAUGGCACGAAGCGACGCUAUGAGCGUGCGAGACACGUCGAGGAGGGUGCGGGCAACCGAACUCGAACGCUGAACACCGUGCGAAAGGUAGUCGCGCUCUUGCACGUAUUUCUGAUAUCGCAGCUGGGCUGCAGCAGCGAGCGAGUACGUCGCAAUUUUGGCAGCAACCUCAGGAAGAACCCGGUGCACAAUUGGCGCGAUUUGCGCACUAGGCUUGACAUCGCUAUCGAGCACGUGCUGGACACAAUCGCGGAAACGUCGCGACGGCAGCAGCAACGUCGUGUCGACGACGACGAGGAGGAGGAAGUGGACGAUAUAGAUGAUAUAGACGAGAACGAUUACACGUCCGACUCGGAUUCGGCGUCGCAUGCGAAUGCCCGACUUACGUCCGCGGUGCGGAAGCAUCUCGCCACAUCGAUACGCGACCUCAUGCAGCACGGCCUGACCGCGGACGUAAUGCGCUCCGGCACCAGCGUCGUGCCGUUCGUCGGCUGCUUUCCGCAGCGCAACGAAGUGACGCCCGCGAACUUUAUGCACGCCUGGGAACUGAUACUGAAAUAUUACGAGAUCAAGAACGGACGCCGUUACAAUUCCAGCCCCGCGCAGAAGCUGUCACAGAGUUUUAAUCUGGAUCUCGCGGCCGGUAGGAUAGCUUCCUCGAAACAGAGCUUAUUGACGACCAUAGGUAACAUUAUCGCCUCUCACAGCCCGUAUAAGCGGAGUUAUGAUUCGCAUUUCAAGGCAUUUGUAUGCGCGGCUUUGAAUGCGAACAAACUCGUGAUAUGUUACCUCUCGUGGAGUUACGUCGUGAAGACAGGUUUCCAAGACGCGUUUCACGCGUUGGAUCGUUUGACCAGUUACAAGUUUGACCUGCCAGUCGACUUGGCUGUGCGACAAUUCCAGAACAUAAAGGACGCGUUCUGAUUGUACGAUUUUAUUGUUAUCGUUAUUGUUAUGUAGGGAUGUAGAACAUACACACGCGUACUUUCAGUACUUUCUGUAACACGAGCUAUAAUACCGAGUACGGAAUGGAUGAUAACGGUAUACAAUGCAAAUCACUAGAAAUAGGACACUUGAAUAGUGCUCUUUCUCUCUCUCUCUCUUUCUCUUUGCAAAUGUGAGAAGCUAUAGAAUGUAAUUUAAUUUAAAUAGAAAAAAGCAUAAUUUUUUUAAAGAUAUUUUUCCAGAAUUAUUAAAAAAAUCAUUAUUGUUUCCUUAACGAAAAACAUUAUAUCGCUGUUAAAUUAAUUAGAAUGUUGAAUACGUUUAAAGCUAUUUCAAUUAUAUUUUUCGCACUGUUCAUUAAGAAAAAAAAGAACUGUUUGAAUAUUCUGUUUCCGGUGACUCGUGUUGCACGCAAGAGCGCGGAGAUCGUUCAUAUAUGUUCAAAGUGUCGAUAUCACAGAAACGGUCCUUUCUUUAGUCCCUAAGUGUUCACAAUACCAAAUGCAUAUAAAGAGUUGAAUAGUGAUAACCAAUAGGCGUAACAAUGAUUUAAAGUAUUAUCUCAGUAUUCGUAUAGAUCAGUUGUGAAUGUACAAACUUUGAUUUCUGCCUAUCAGGCAGCUGAUAUAUACACGCAUGCAUAUACGCAUAUAUAUGGUUCUGCAAGUAUCUUGAAAGAAUCUUAAUUAAAAUCUGCAAUGCGUCUGUCGAGACACUUUCCAGUAUUGAAAAAAUACAAGGACUGAAUUAAACGAAGCUAGUCACUUUGAGAAAGAAUUAUUUCACCUAUCGCAUAUUUUACAAGCAUUGCUGUACUUAUGACGCGUUUAGCGAGAAGACGUGUACCAAAAAUGUGUGUAAUAUCAUCGUGACUCAACAGAGACUCGUUGCACCGAACACUGUUUGUAUAUCGUAAGGCGUUUUAUGUACAUCUACACAUAUAAGUUCUAGCAUAAGAGAAUAUAUAUACAUAUGCAUAUAUUAUAUAUUGUAAUAUAUACACAAGAGACGCAAACCAAACCUGCUUUUUAUAAACGACGAAUUAUUUUCAAUUAGUUCCGCAGAUAGAUUGAAACGUAUAAUUGUAGAAAAUAUACUUACGAUGCAAUGUGA
Messenger RNA from Linepithema humile (Argentine ant), 3226 nucleotides. NCBI's taxonomy places the organism in Eukaryota, Metazoa, Arthropoda, Insecta, Hymenoptera, Formicidae. The record is from RefSeq and is a predicted model, not a curated record.